AAUCAGAAAAUUUGAUAGAUGAAGGAGAACUUUAUAUAAAAGAGAAAUUCAUUGAUGCUGAUAGUAUAAUUAAACAAACAUCACUAAAAUCUUUAUCAAUGCUUCAGAAUAAAUAUUAUAGCACAUUAAUAGAUGUACAAGAAAUACCGAAGCGUCUUAAAGGUACCAAUAGGACUGCAAUUACUUUACAUUGUUAA
Messenger RNA from Dentiscutata heterogama, 197 nucleotides. The record is from the annotation of a GenBank genome assembly. Lineage: Eukaryota; Fungi; Glomeromycota; Glomeromycetes; Diversisporales; Gigasporaceae.